AUGCGAUUGAGGCUUAGAGACGGAGAUGCCACAGCGAUGAUAAACUACUUAGAUAAAGUGACCCAAGAUAACCAAAAAAUUUCCCAUCUUCACCGUUUAGAUAAAACAGGGAAGUUGCAGGACGUCAUGUGGGUUGAUGCUCGAAAUAGAGCGGCGUAUCAGUAUUUUGGGGAUGUGGUUUGCUUUGACUCGACGUACUUGACGAAUAAGUAUGAGUUACCGUUUUCGAACUUUGUUGGGGUAAAUCACCAUGGGCAGACCAUAUUGUUAGGAUGUGCUUUAUUGUCCCAUGAAGAUGCAGAGACAUUUGUGUGGCUGUUUCGGUCGUGGUUGUCUUGUAUGGGUGGAAAAGCGCCGGCAGCAAUGAUGACUGACCAAGAUGCUGCAAUGAGGAAGGCGAUUCGAAUAGCAAUGCCAAUGCCACAAACCCGACAUCGCUGGUGCAUGUGGCACAUUAUGCAGAAGUUUAGCCGGAAACUUGGAUCGUUGACUGAAUACCCUCAAAUUAAAGUCGCCUUACAGAACGUCAUAUACAAUAGUUUAACUCCUGAAGAGUUUGAGGAGGACUGGGUUGUUGUCAUAAAAACAUUUGAACUGGACACAAAGAAGGAGACAAAGCAAUGCUAUAAGUGGCUAGAAGGUUUGUACAACCAGGGAGAAAUGUGGAUUCCGGCUUAUGUUAAACAUAUAUUUAGGGCAGGUAUGCAGACGACCCAAAGGGUGGAAAGCAUCAAUAGUUUUUUAGACAGAUACCUGAAGAAGAACACGAGGUUGUAUCAGUUUGCUCCUAGAUAUUGUAAGGCAAUGGAAAGUAGGGCAAAAGAUGAAAGAGCUGCGGAUGUAAACUGUAGUCGUUUCACAAGACCGUUAGUGGGGGAGUUUGCCGUGGAAAGGAAAUUUCAGAAAAUAUACACAGAUGCCAAGUUUGUUGAAGUUCAGCUCCAGUGCACGCGUGUUUGUUAUGUUUCCCCCAUUUGUUCCAAAGUUUUAUCUGAUUUGGAGGUGGAGCACACAUUAUCAGACAAAGUUUGGGUUUGGUCCAAGUUUCUCAGAAAGGAAAUAUCCUUGUCUGGCCGAAAGCGUACAUAUGUUGUAGUGUUCAACAAACAAACUUUAGUUGCGAAAUGUGAUUGCAAACAUUUCGAGUGCUAUGACAUUGUGUGCAUGCAUAUAAUAAAGGUGUUGGACGUUGAGAAUGUGGAAACAGUACCUGCCGCUUAUAUUGUGGAUCGUUGGAGGAAAGAUAUCCAACGUAAACACUCCCUUGUGAAGGUUUCAUAUCAUGAUCCCGAGAAAACGGAGAAAGUAAUGCGUUACGACAAAAUUAUGAAUGUCGUAGAACCUGUUGCGAUGCGUGGUUCCCUGACAGAGCAAAAAUUGGACAUUGUUAUUGAGAUGAUUCAGAAUAUUGUGCUACGUUUGGACGAGAGCAAUGUACUUACAUAA
Molecule: messenger RNA, 1446 nt
Organism: Spinacia oleracea (spinach)
Lineage: Eukaryota; Viridiplantae; Streptophyta; Magnoliopsida; Caryophyllales; Amaranthaceae
Product: protein FAR-RED IMPAIRED RESPONSE 1-like
Exons: 2
Coding region: 1-1446 (481 amino acids)
Molecular function (GO): zinc ion binding
Source: RefSeq, a predicted model, not a curated record